Molecule: messenger RNA, 1245 nt
Organism: Ambispora leptoticha
Lineage: Eukaryota; Fungi; Glomeromycota; Glomeromycetes; Archaeosporales; Ambisporaceae
Source: the annotation of a GenBank genome assembly
AUGAUUAUACCGUCAUAUGAAGACACUACACCAGCUGGGACAUUAAGAAAUGUCACACAUUUUCUUCAUUUGAAUCAACUCGUGGUAGGAUUCAAAGCAUUCGACCAAGUACAACCGAUCGUAAUUAUCGGUAUUCAUGGAUGGCAACCAAAACUAGUACAACCAUUUGUAAAAUUAGAUUCGAGCCUAUUCUGCGGAAAAAUGGCUGAAGCAAUCCGUUUAAAACUGAAUUUAGGUCCAAAUGAAGGCAAGAUUACGAGUAUACCUUUGAAUGGAUACGGAACGGUUCUUGACCGACGAGAUACCUUCUUGAAGCAAAUACAAAGCAACCAAACGACAAGUGAUAAUAUCAAAAAGGCCAAAACAUUGUUUGUGGUCGGACAUUCGCAAGGUGUUCCCGUUGGUGCUCUUUUACUGCAGAAAUUGAUUGAAGUCGGGUUAGUCAAUCCCGAUCAACAACAGAUUUGUGCUUGUUUCAUGGCGGGAAUUUCGCAAGGGCCUGCUUCGAGACUUGAUGUUGGAGAAUACGUUUUUGAAGCAGUGGAUGAUAAGCAGUCAGCGGAAUUAUUUGAAUUUCAAACUUCUUCGUCAAAAUUAUCUCAGACAUAUCGUGACGCUACACUGAACAUUUUGAAGUGUGGAGUCAAGAUUGUAUAUUUUGCUUCUGGAAAUGAUGAAGGAGUUCCGCUUCAUUCGUCGUUAUACUCAAAUAUGAAUCAUCCGUCAAUUAAACGUGGAAUAUAUGUCGCCAAUUUUGUAUAUGAAGAAAAAAAAUUUAUAGCAGAUUUAGUAAGAGUUCUCCUCCGAAUCCGAAAUAAUAAUUAUUCCGAUCAUGGACUAUUGGUUCUCUUGAGCGAAUCUCUACUUGGAUACUUGAGCGACCGUGGGCACUCACACUUACACGAUGAGUCCGAACCUUAUCAAUACGCAGUUGAUCAUUUAAACCUAUCAAGAGAAUAUAAAGGCGUUGACGCGAAAUUCACCGAGUUUAAUUACAAAUUACCUGAGAAACCACGUAAAACCUACAUACCAUGGUCAAUGCGCGGUCUAUUAACCGACGAAAAAAUAAUAAUUGCCGAAAAACUUAUUUCCGAUUUCCAAAGCUUGCGACAAAGCUUCAAAUCUUGGUCGCCUAGUCCGUUGGAUUUGGUUGCAGUGGAAUUGAAGUCUGACUUGCAGCCGUUUGGAGACGAUACUGAGGAACAAUAUAUUGAGGUGUAUAAAGAGACGCAACCGAAGUUGUAA